This is a messenger RNA of Zea mays, 841 nucleotides long. RefSeq lists its product as uncharacterized. NCBI's taxonomy places the organism in Eukaryota, Viridiplantae, Streptophyta, Magnoliopsida, Poales, Poaceae. Gene Ontology annotation, biological process: protein targeting to ER. The record is from RefSeq and is marked validated. Gene Ontology annotation, cellular component: membrane; signal peptidase complex.
AAGCACUUCCCGAGAAAAGGAAGACAGAGAAGGAAACUGCAGUGAAGUCGCCGGCGCCGCCGCGACAGGAGGAAGGAGCAGCAGCGGCAGGGGAGGCCCGGCGAUCUCUUCUGCUGCGUGCGGCGAGGGAGUAAAAGGAGCCGCGACAGGAUGCACUCCUUUGGGCACCGCGCCAACGCGGUGGCAACGUUCGCGGUCACCAUACUGGCCGCGAUUUGCUUCGCCGCCUCCUUCUCCGACAACUUCAACACCCCAACACCCACUGCCUCCGUUAAGAUCUUGAAUCUAAACUGGUUCCAGAAGGAGGCCAACGGCAACGACGAGGUUAGCAUGACGCUGAACAUUUCGGCCGACCUUUCGUCUCUUUUCACGUGGAACACAAAACAGGUGUUUGUUUUUGUGGCAGCAGAGUAUGAGACUCCACAGAAUGCUUUGAAUCAAGUUUCCCUUUGGGAUGGCAUUAUACCUGCAAAGGAGCAUGCCAAGUUUUUGAUCCAUACCACAAACAAGUACAGAUUUAUUGACCAGGGAAGCAAUCUAAAGGGCAAGGAAUUCAACUUGACAAUGCACUGGCACAUUAUGCCAAAGACUGGCAAAAUGUUUGCAGAUAAGAUAGUAAUGACAGGCUAUCGUCUCCCUGAGCUAUACAGAUAGUCAGAUAGAUCAUGGACAGGACUAAGUGGCCUGCAAGAAGUGUUAGUGGCAGUGGCAUAAUUGAUCCUGAGCGUUUUGUUCUAAUCUAAGUGGAGCAUGUAACCUUAUAAGCUUGUACUUAAGCUGAACCAGGCAAAACAAAGUUGUAAUUUGAGAGGAUAUGUAUGGUUCAAUUUUGAUUUGCCUA